Messenger RNA from Siniperca chuatsi (mandarin fish), 912 nucleotides. RefSeq names its product FCF1 rRNA-processing protein (gene fcf1). The record is from RefSeq and is a predicted model, not a curated record. The transcript has 8 exons. Gene Ontology annotation, cellular component: small-subunit processome; nucleolus. The coding region runs from base 118 to 711 and encodes 197 amino acids. Lineage: Eukaryota; Metazoa; Chordata; Actinopteri; Centrarchiformes; Sinipercidae.
CGCAUAAAAGGUGUCGAUUUUUGAUUACGUCACUAGUAAUCGCAUCGACACACGAGGGGAAUAGAAAGGGAGCCAGGUCCACUCAACUAAUGAGAUCUGAGGUCUCAAAUUUAAAUCAUGGGGAAGCAGAAAACAAAGAAGUUUGCUGCCAUGAAGAGAAUGAUUAAUCUGAAAGAUCGAAGAAUAAAAGAGAAAGACCGUGCUAAAGCAAAAGAGAAAAAGAAGAAAGAUCCCUCAGAGCUUAAGGAGAGAGAAGUGUCAAAGCACCCAUCAUGCCUGUUCUUCCAGUACAAUACUCAGCUUGGUCCACCAUACCACAUUCUAGUCGACACCAAUUUCAUCAACUUCUCCAUCAAGGCCAAACUGGACAUUGUUCAGUCUAUGAUGGACUGCCUGUAUGCAAAAUGUAUCCCACAUAUCACAGACUGUGUGAUGGCUGAGAUUGAAAAGCUUGGAAUGAAGUACAGAGUCGCACUCAGGAUAGCCAAGGAUCCGAGGUUUGAGCGCCUGCCGUGUUCACACAAGGGAACAUAUGCCGAUGACUGUUUAGUCCAAAGGGUAACACAGCACAAGUGUUACAUCCUGGCUACUGUGGACAGAGAUCUAAAGAGAAGAGUCAGGAAGAUCCCUGGGGUACCCAUCAUGUACAUCUCAAACCACAGGUACAAUAUUGAACGGAUGCCCGAUGACUACGGUGCUCCAAGGUUUUAAUAUUUCUACAUCUGAGCUGCACCUGUAAAUAGACUGAAGUUUCUUGUUAAAUAUUUUCCUUUUUAUGUACAUCAAAAAUAUUGUGAGGUUUUGAAGUUUGAUUUCUUGAUGAUGGGUUGUUUGAUCAAACUGCACAUUUUUGCAAAAGUUUUGUUCUUAUAAAACAUUUUGUUACAAGAAUAAAUGAAUUGUUGCAACGCA